UAAAAAAAAUACAACUUUCGAAGAUUUGCUCGACCGGUAAAGUAGAGUAUAAAUAGGGUAACCCGAGCGCCUAGGCCUAAAGUAAUCCCCACUGAAAAUGGCUAAAAUGUUUUGGAAUAUUUUCGUAGCAGUUAGCCUCUUGGGCUACUUGGAAGCAAGGAUAACUCUGCCGCCAGAAAUUGAGGCCUUUAUCGAUAAACUACACGCACAUUGUAUAGAAAACAGCGAUCUUACCGAGGAGGAUCAUGCUGCUUACGAAGUUGGACACAAAAAUGAGGCACUUAUGUGCUAUAUGAAAUGCCUGAUGCUCGAAUCAAAAUGGAUGAGCUCGGAUGGAGAAAUCCAGUAUGACAGUAUUAUACAGAACGCGCACCCGUCCUAUGCAGAUCUUUUAACCGCCGCCAUAAACAAAUGUCGAAGUAUCGAGAAUGGAGCCGAUUUAUGUGAAAAAUCUUACAAUUUCAACUACUGCAUGCAUCAGGCUGAUCCAGAAGACGGUUUUUUUAUAUUUCAGAAUUGGUUCCUAGUGUGAGGUACCCGCUUCUUCGAAUAAUUUUUAUAAUUAGUAUGACGAACGAAUUAAUAUAGGCAGAUUCACAACUAGAGAA
Cylas formicarius (sweet potato weevil) is the source of this 608-nucleotide messenger RNA. Its product is annotated as pheromone-binding protein-related protein 6-like. The coding region runs from base 98 to 532 and encodes 144 amino acids. The record is from RefSeq and is a predicted model, not a curated record. The transcript has 7 exons. Lineage: Eukaryota; Metazoa; Arthropoda; Insecta; Coleoptera; Brentidae. Gene Ontology annotation, biological process: sensory perception of smell. Gene Ontology annotation, molecular function: odorant binding.